Messenger RNA from Penicillium expansum, 3174 nucleotides. Its product is annotated as AMP-dependent synthetase/ligase. The transcript has 4 exons. The record is from RefSeq and is a predicted model, not a curated record. The coding region runs from base 1 to 3174 and encodes 1057 amino acids. NCBI's taxonomy places the organism in Eukaryota, Fungi, Ascomycota, Eurotiomycetes, Eurotiales, Aspergillaceae.
AUGGGCAUCCAACGUGGAAUCCAGGCAGCACAGGCUAGUCCCUCCAGCACCAUCAACCCAUUGGUGCAGGAGUUUGGAUCGCUUCAAGUACUUGACGACUUGAUUCGCUUACGAGCCGCUGAUGUCGUUCAAUACCCUAUUCUUGCCUAUCCCCGUUUCGACAACGAUGCAGCUUCCUACGAAUACUACACAGGAAAACACUUGGACGCUAUGAUAAACCAAGCUGUCAUCAGGCUUAUGGAUGAUGGGUUCAAACAGGCAACGCAAAGUCCAUCCAUCAUGGCCCUUCUUACUUUGUCGGACCUGAACAUGGUCAUCACGUUUUUUGCCCUAAGUCGACUAGGCUAUACUGUCAUGAUGCUCUCCCCGAGACUCUCGGGUGAAGCCUGCGUGUCAUUGCUGGAAACAGUCAACUGCGAGUCAAUCAUAUAUGGUCAAUCUCCCAAUAUCCGGUCAACACUGGGCGAGAUUCUUCGCCGGAGACUAGUAACCUGCCGACCAAUGCUCUCAUGCUCCUUAUACAACAAACUAGAAUCACCAUCGCCUGCUCUGCAUCGCAAUCGGAACCCCGAAAUGGUCGCAUUGAUUCUCCAUUCCUCCGGAUCAACGGGCACUCCGAAACCGCUCUUCCUCACACACAAAGCUAUCAUGACUCACCCACUGAGAGGCCCUGGGUUCACUUCCUUCAACACCUUGCCAUGGUAUCACCUCCAUGGGCUGUCCACCGCAUUGCAGGCAAUGUGGAUGAGAAAGACAGCCUAUAUGUGGAAUGCUGCGCUGCCUUUGACUGCAGAAUUUGUCGCUACAGCCCUCGAAGAAGCCAGACCAGAGUCAGUGGCAGCGGUUCCAUAUAUGCUCCAAAUUUUGAUCGAUGAUCCCCGCGGUAUCACGGCGCUAAGACAAUGCAAGUUGGUCACUUAUGGGGGUGCACCUUGUCCAGACGAACUGGGCGAUCGCCUAGUAAGUGAAGGUGUACACUUUGGAGGCUCAUUUGGCCUCACCGAGGCUGGCCUUGUUGCAGAAUCAAUCUCACGACCAAAAGGUGACCCUUAUUGGAACUAUCUGAAAUUCUUUGACAAUAUCCGAUCAUAUGUCUGGAUGAAGCCCAUUUCCGAGCCAGAAUCGCUCUUCGAGUGUGUUUAUCUUGCUGGUCAUCCAGCAUUAACGACCUCGAAUUCAAACGAGCCGCCAGGAUCCUUCCAUUCGAAAGACGUGUUCAUCCCUCAUCCUACAAUAGCGGGAAGAUGGAAAUACAUCUCACGAUUGGAUGAUCGAAUCAAUCUAGUAAAUGGUGAAAAGGUUCUCCCACUCCCGAUUGAAGGUCACAUCAAACAACACCCUUUUAUUCAUGAUGCGGUUGUCCUCGGAGUAGGAAAAGCUGCUCCAGGACUAUUGGUCUUGCGAGCGGAUGAACCUGAAGUCAACCGUCUCUCAGACGACAAAUAUCUCAAUUUAAUCUGGCCCACAAUCCAAGAAGCCAAUUCUCAGGCAGAGUCUUUCUCUCAAAUCUCCCGCAAUCUAGUUGCUAUAUUGCCAUAUGACGCUAAAUUUGCUCGAACGGACAAAGGGUCUAUGAUCCGAGCACAGGUCUAUCAAGAAUACAGUGAACUCAUUGAAGGUCUUUACGCCGAGAAGCAACAAACCUGUGGGAAUCUUCAGCUUGAUGUUGUGGAGACAGAACGCGUUCUUCUUCAGAUAUCCGACCAAGAACUUGGGAUACCCGUCUCUAGUGUCGAUGCCAAUUUCUUCUCUGAGGGCGUUGAUAGUCUCAAGGCAAUACACUUCCGACGUCUCAUCCUUCGGCAUUUCAAAUUUGACAUUAGCCAGACUCCUGGCCCGAAUGUCAUAUUCGAAGCGGGUUGUAUAUCACAGUUGGCUCGACAUAUCUGUUCUUUACAAAAGGGGGAGCCAUUGGAAGAUGUCGAGAGUGAAGUAUCUGUGAUGACUGAAUUGAUCGAGAAGUACUCCGCGUUUGAGAGGCACAUACCACAACCACAUGCUUUCUCAGGGCCAAACAGUGUGCUUUUAACAGGAGCCACUGGGUCAAUCGGAGCCCAUGUCUUGUACGACCUACUAAAUGACGACUCCAUCUCUACAGUGUACUGUCUCACGCGACGAGAAGCACCACUGAAGGCAAUAUUACGCACUUUAGCCGACAAAGAUCUUUUCAUAUCCCCCGAACAGAAAACAAAGAUCAUCGCCUUCAACAGCCGCAUCGACCAACCCAAUUUUGGUCUAUCUCUAGAUGAAAGUACAGCUAGACACAUGAUCGACUCGGUCUCGCUCAUUAUUCACACAGCAUGGCCCGUCAACUUCAAUAUCCCCCUGACCGAGUUCGAGCCACACAUCCAGGGACUAUACAAUCUAAUCCAAUUCUCCCUAUCAGUGCAGAGACGCGAGCCUGCCGUGAUGAUGUUCUGCUCAUCCGUCUCCACCGCGCUCGGAUCUCACUCAGUCGAGAUCCCCGAAGAACCCGUCGACUUGGAUUGCGCCUUUAUGGGCUACGGGCAGUCCAAGUUGAUUGGGGAGCGGAUUGUGAGUAACGCGCGACGCAGUGGGGCAAAUGCCUAUUCUCUUCGAAUUGGCCAGGUCUCAGGUCACUCGAAGAAGGGUCUUUGGAAUGACUCCGAGGCUCUGCCAUUGAUGAUCCGGUCGGCGCUGACGCUUGGAGCACUACCUAAAUUAUCGCAGACGUGUUCUUGGCUCCCGGUGGAUAAGCUUGCGUCUACUAUUCUUGAACUAGCCAGAACCUGUGUUACGCCGAGUGUGCCUGGGGAUAGUCAGGCGUCCAGCUCGGCUGCGGUGGAGUAUGUUGAUGACUCGAUUUUCAAUUUGUGUAAUUCUCGCGAGUUCACCUGGUCAUGUUUGCUUCAUACGCUGAAGAAUUGCGGGUUCCGAUUUGAUGUCGUGUCUUUUGAAGAGUGGUUGCUGAGACUUCGUCGGAGUGAGACAAGGGGGGAGGAACUUGUCAAUCCGGCGGUCAAGCUCAUUCAUCAUUACGAGACGAUGCAUGGGAAAGAAUCAUCUUUAAUGCCGACUGGGCCAAAAAGGUUUAUUACAGAGAAAGCAGAGAGGAGUAGUGUGACUUUGCGAGAUGGUCGAUUGAGAAUUAUCGAGGAUGGAAUCCUGAGAUGCUAUGCUAAGGAUUGGUUGGCGAGGUGGACGAUGGUCUAG